Messenger RNA from Dunckerocampus dactyliophorus (ringed pipefish), 6009 nucleotides. RefSeq names its product KIT proto-oncogene, receptor tyrosine kinase a (gene kita). Lineage: Eukaryota; Metazoa; Chordata; Actinopteri; Syngnathiformes; Syngnathidae. Gene Ontology annotation, biological process: Kit signaling pathway; multicellular organism development; positive regulation of receptor signaling pathway via JAK-STAT. The record is from RefSeq and is a predicted model, not a curated record. The coding region runs from base 279 to 3296 and encodes 1005 amino acids. The transcript is spliced from 22 exons. Gene Ontology annotation, cellular component: signaling receptor complex. Gene Ontology annotation, molecular function: ATP binding; cytokine binding; transmembrane receptor protein tyrosine kinase activity.
GCCAUAGACACAGUCAGUCACGCACACCUGCCUGCCGUGCACAGUCCUUGCUGGCGCUCGGGUGUCCAGCUAUGUCCACUGACCCAUCCUCUCAUGCUGCCCAGCAUCUGCGCUUUGGAAGACUUCUACGUGCGCCUCUUCGUCAUCUUCCACCAUCUCCUGCGAGUCCUCCCACGGCGAGUGGAGUAUAGUGGAGUAUCUCCCCACAACAACCUCCCUCCUCACCUCCCCGUAAUAAAAGGGAUCUAGUAUACAGCUACACCCAUGGAACUCUAACUAUGGAAUACCACUGGAUAUUGCUGCUGUCUGUUGUGCUGCAAUCCACCUUCCAAACAGGCUACACCAAGCCCACCAUUACCCCGGCCGGUCCACACCUUGUCGUCCCACUCCACAUGCCCUUUGACCUGCACUGCCGUGGCAAUAAGGAGAUGCAGUGGCAACAGGAGGGGCGCCAAAAGGUGCGAGGAGAACAGAAGACGGACGGUAUGUCGGCGCUGCACAUCACUCGGGCCCAGCCGCUCCACAUGGGCCGCUACAUCUGCCUGGAGAGGAUGAGCAGGCAGCAGACGUCCAUCUAUGUCUACGUAAACGAUCCUGACAACCCUUUCAGGAAAUCGAUGGUGUUCAGCAUUCUCACUCGCGUGGGUGAUGCUGCUUCCAUCCCCUGCCUGGCAACCGAUCCCAGUCUGACCAACCUGCACCUGGAAACAUGUUCCAGCGCGCCUCUGGCUCUCGGUCUCAAUUUCUCCGCCAGCCUGGAGAAAGGCCUGGUCAUCCAUGACACGCAGAAGGCCUACGAAGGCUGCUAUGUGUGCGCCGGGACACUGCAAGGGCGACGAGUCAGCUCGCACAACUACCAUCUGACGGUCAAGCCAGUGCCUGUGGCACCCCCUGUUAUAGAGAUGCAAGCGCCCGAGCGGGUCAUCCUCACCCUGAAUGAGAGCCUGGUCCUCACCUGCAACACCACCAACGUCAACGGCGAGAUCCAGCUGAAAUGGGUCACACCCCCUGGCUCGGGUGCCGUCUGGUAUCCACAGCAACCAGCAAAGGUUGACGCUGCCUCGCGUAUCCUGGCCGAGCACUUCAAUCACAUGCGCGGCGCCACCUUGCACAUCGCCGACGUUAUGCACCAGGACGCUGGCCGUUACCAGUGCGAGGCCGAGAACGAGAAGGGGGUCAGCACACGGUCGGUGUGGCUGGACGUCUAUGAUAAAGGAUUCAUCAACUUAAUAUCGACGAGCAACAAAAGCAUCCACGUGCGCUCUGGUGACAGUUUUUCCCUCACGGUUAACAUGGAGGCUUAUCCCAAGCCCCACACCAUCUCCUGGAGCUUCAUGGACCACGAGCUGAAGAACACCAGCGACCACGUCAUCACCACACACAGCCACGGAUACAGGCACAGCAGUGAGCUGAGGCUGGUGCGACUGAAGACGUCAGAAGGCGGAGUUUACACGUUUAAAGCCUCCAACCGUGAUGCCUCACUGAAUGAGACCUUUACCAUCUUUGUCACCACCAAACCUGAGAUUGUAUCUCACGAGGGCCCGGUAGACGGGCAGGUGCGCUGUGUAGCUGAGGGCUUCCCCGCCCCGCAGAUCACAUGGUUCUACUGCGAGCAGCCCUACAUCAGGUGCUCCCAGCAGGUGAAUGCCACCCAGGAGGAGCACAACAUCAUUACCAUCACGCUGUUCAGUCCCAUGUUUGGCAAAACGGAGGUGGAGAGUCGGGUGAAUGUCAGUCGGGGACGGUUCAGCACUUUAGAGUGUGUGGCCACCGUGGAAGGGGAGCAGGCCUACACGCUCUUCUCCAUCAGUGAAAGAACUGUCCCCCACGGUCUGUUCACCCCACUGCUGAUUGGCUCUGUAUCAGCAGCAUCUGUCCUCUGUAUGAUCCUUAUCAUGCUCUUCUACAAGUACCUGCAGAAACCUAAAUACCAGGUUCAGUGGAAGGUGAUUGAAGGAAUCCACGGGAACAACUAUGUGUACAUUGACCCCACCCAGCUACCGUACGAUCACCAGUGGGAGUUUCCCAGAAACAACCUGCGUUUUGGGAAGACACUGGGCUCUGGCGCCUUUGGGAAAGUGGUGGAAGCGACGGCGUACGGACUGUCCAAAGCGGACUCAGUCACCACGGUGGCGGUGAAGAUGCUCAAAUCAAGCGCUCAUGCCACUGAGAAGGAGGCCCUGAUGUCUGAACUAAAGGUGCUCAGCUACUUGGGCAACCACAUGAACAUCGUCAACCUGCUGGGAGCUUGCACUGUGGGAGGCCCCACACUGGUGAUUACAGAGUACUGCUGCUUUGGUGACCUGCUUAACUUUCUGCGCAGGAAGAGAGAAUCUUUCAUCUUCUCCAAGAUGGAGGAAGAUAGCUACUAUCGGAACAUCCUGUCGCAGAGAGAAACUGCGGGCAACAGCUUGAACGGCUACAUGAGCAUGAGGCCUUCUGCCGCUGGCAAACCGCCGCCGCCGCCGCCAUCAUCAUCAUCACCAUCUUCUUCCGGUGAGAAGAGGAGCUCAUUCCGGAAAGGUGGUUCCCACACUGGAGGAGACAGCGAGGAAGAAAUGUUUGACGACGACGGUCUGUCUCUUGAUACUGAAGACCUUCUCAGCUUCUCCUACCAAGUGGCCAAAGGGAUGGAAUUCUUAGCCUCCAAGAAUUGUAUCCACCGAGACCUGGCAGCCAGGAACAUACUGCUGACUCAAGGACGGGUGGCAAAGAUUUGUGAUUUUGGCCUGGCACGCGACAUCACCACAGACUACAACUAUGUGGUCAAAGGCAACCGUCAGCCAGGUUCUCCUACCCAUCAUUCAUGGCAGGCUCGCCUCCCGGUCAAAUGGAUGUCUCCGGAAAGCAUCUUUGAGUGCGUGUACACGUUUGAGAGUGACGUGUGGUCGUACGGCAUCCUGCUGUGGGAGAUCUUCUCACUGGGAAACAGUCCUUAUCCUGGAAUGCCAGUGGACGCCAAGUUCUACAAGAUGAUUAAAGAAGGUUACAGGCUGGAGUCCCCGGAGUUUGCACCCAGUGAAAUGUAUCAGAUUAUGCACUCCUGCUGGGACGCCGAGCCCGUCAAGAGACCCUCCUUCAGGAAGGUCGUGGAGAGGAUCGAACAGCAGCUGUCUGACGCCACCAAGCAUAUCUAUCUGAACUUCAGCUCCAGGCUCAUGGUGUCACCCAGAAAUGCCACCACGGAGGAGGAUCCGAGCAUUCCAAGCUCCAGCACCAGCGCUCCCACCCAGCCCUUACUAUCCCAGCACGAGGUCUUCCUGGAGGGGACAGGCCUCGGAGCCCAGCGGGUGUGAGGGCCCGCCCGGCCCAUCUGUGUGGCUGGCCUCAUUAAAGAAGUGCCUCUCAUGUUCUGCUACCAUGACAAAACACUGUCCCUUACUUCCCCCUUACAAAUCACCACCCUGUGGCACUAAAACACUGGACGCCCAUCAGGAAGAACACUUUAUUAUUAUUAACAUGACUUUUUUUAUCUGCGGCUUCAAGGGAGGACAUUUGAAAUAUGGCAUGCUUCAAGUCACAUCUCUCAUCCAUCUAUUGAAGUUUUUUCCUUUUCAUUACUUUUUUUUGUUACUUGUCGUAUUUUGUUCGGAAAGGAAAAGAAAAAAAAACGCACUGGAGGCACUUCACAUCAUUCCAUACAUAGUGCAGCUUUGGUGUUUUUUUAAUUUUUAUUUGUCAGUAUUAUCAAACUUUUUUUAAAAUGAAGGUGACAUUUAUUCAGGGUUCAAUUUCAAAUGGAGCUACUGGGACACUGGUUAAUAAUAAGCUAUUAGCUUUUGAGGAGGUUUCCGAGUCCUUUCACUGCCAUGCCGCUGGACCACGUUCACAAUUCCUUUGUACUAUACGGUACGCAACCCCUUCACAGACAUGCUUAUGAACUAUCUGUCGCUGGGAUACAAUUUAAUGUGAGUACAACAAAGGAGAAGCUACAUGUAAAAAUAGGUAUUUCCAUCCCCUGUGCGAUCAUUGUUUACAUGCUGUGGUACUGCCAUUUUGGAGAUUUGUUUAUUGUUUUUGUGUUGGCCGCCAGUGCUACUGUUUUAGACUACCGUCACCAUCACUGUUGUACUAACGGCAGUCAUUGGGCUGCAGUUCAUUAAGUAGCGUUCAUGUCAUUGUUCCCCUCGUCCUCUUUUGACUCCAGAUGUUCCCCACACAAAACUUCCUAUCUUUGUUGUGAAGACCACCGGGAAAAGUGUCCUGUUUGUUAUUGUGAAUGAACAUUGUGUGUGUGUGUGUGUGCGUUCGUGUGUGUGGGCGUGAGGAGAGAAAAUGCAACAUCUUGUCUUUGUGCGCUUCUCUGAAUGUUUAAACCGAAUCAUUUGCAUUAUUGUUGUUAUUAUGAUAAGAGGUGCCACUACUAUUCAUCAGGUGAUUUGAAAUGAAAUCGGAUAAAAGCAGUGUCGUUUUUGGGUGUUCGUUUACAUGGCAACAAUAUAUAAUAUUUUGGAGGCAAAAAAAUAGGAAUAACAAUUCAUGCUUAAUUAAUCAACCGAUUUAUAUUAUUGUAACAUUAAUUUUACAAAUAGUAGGAAAAGUGUUUUUUUUUAACUUAAGUACAGCAUAGCUGGCGCUAUGAUUAGCAUCAGAAAAUAAACUAGUUGAGACUGGAUCAACAGCGCCUCUGCUGGUCGCAGCUUAGUCGUGCACUCCACUCCACUAUGUCCCUGUGGCUUCAAGACGCGAUUGACAAUUAACUCCACACACUGACAGAUCGCAAAUUGGACGGUUUUUUUGUUAUUUUACGUUGUACGUAGGGCGACAAACAGUAUUUUUUAAAACAAUUUUGGAUAAAACGCAGCACUCCAUUUGUCCUCCAUACUUUCAAGACGUGAUUAAUCGACAAUUAACUCCACACGAUUGACUUCUUAGAAUUCUUAACAAUAUUAUUUGAUGAAUAAAUGCUAUGCCCAACUCUAGUAAAGAAUCUGGAAGGGAUCGCAAAUUUGGUGCUUUAUUUGUUGUCGUUUACACCUAAAUGCUGAAAAAUAUCGACUGCGCAUGCGUUUUUAUUGCUUAGCAUAGGCAAAGCAAAACAACAAUGGCAACGGUGCUUUGUUUUUGCCUUUGUUUUUAAACGCAUCGCCCCUUGACAUUUGUUUCCACUGCUGCUGACAUCCAUCAAAUUGUAAAGUCGUGUAUUUAAAAGACUACCCGGCACUCCGUUUUUGUUUUUUUUUCUUUCAAGACGCGAUGAGACAGAAUUCUAAACACUAUUAAUCCACUGAUUAAUCGAAUGCUAUGCCCAUCUUUAGUGCAUAGUUCUAAAAAAGGAUCGCUAAUUGGACGGGUUUUUUUGUCGUUUGCGUCAAAAGGUUGAAAACAAUCAAACACAUGCGUGUUAAGAUGUGAUUCGUGUUAAGACUUGUAGGCGCGUGCGUGUAUGUAACAAGCAAAACAAAGCCGCACUGCACUGUUUUAGCGUUGUAGCCAAUUUAUCCGUCAAAUUCUAAAGUUGUACAUUUGCUGACAGAGGUAUUUAAAGGAGUGUUUUGAAUAAAACCCGAAAGGACAAGCAUGCAAGGAGUGCUUUUUUACAAUGGCAUAGCAAACUACUGCCCUGGCAUGCAUAAGACUUAUUUUUUGGUCAUUUUUUCGUUAGUUUCUUUACUGUGUUCGCGUUGUUGUUGUCAUGUAAACGUGCGCCAAAAAAACUCUAUUUAUACUUUGUGUAAGUAUACAGUACAUUUCAGUGUGCAUAUGUUGUUAAGUAUUGUCAGAAGGCGAUGAUCUUAAUGAAGACGUGGUACAUGAAUAUCAAAAGUUCUGUUGCUGUUUUUUUCCCCCCACAUGCGUGUACUCUAGACUUGGUCGCCACGGCAACACUUUUUAUCAUUUCAGGAAGUAAACGGAGCCUGGCAGUCGCAUUUUGACGUUUUCCUCCCUGCAGUUUGCUUCAUAUUUAUUGAACCUGAGGCUUGAUUAACUGUAGUGUUGCUGUGUAUAAUGAAUGUGUUACAUGUGUCAUUGUAAAUAAAGAAAAGUCUAUAUUGAAUUACCAAUAAA